This is a messenger RNA of Pygocentrus nattereri (red-bellied piranha), 2087 nucleotides long. It is a transcript of the gene nelfcd, whose product is annotated as negative elongation factor complex member C/D. NCBI's taxonomy places the organism in Eukaryota, Metazoa, Chordata, Actinopteri, Characiformes, Serrasalmidae. The transcript is spliced from 15 exons. The record is from RefSeq and is a predicted model, not a curated record. Gene Ontology annotation, molecular function: RNA binding. Gene Ontology annotation, cellular component: nucleus; NELF complex. The coding region runs from base 112 to 1836 and encodes 574 amino acids. Gene Ontology annotation, biological process: negative regulation of transcription elongation by RNA polymerase II.
CAGGCCAGCAGGGGGCAGCAGCGCUGUAGGCUGACAGCCGCAUCUGCGCCGCUCAGGCUGCACGCAGACAUUAGCAGCGUUGAAGCGGCGGGUCGCGGAGUAGACGCCGGGAUGGAUGAGGAGUAUUACGGAGGCUCCGCGGACUGGGAGGGGAACCCGGAGGACGGAGACGCGGAGGCAGACGGUCAAAUCCAGGAGAAGUGUCUGCAGAAGUUCUCCAGUAGGGACUACAUCAUGGAGCCCACAGUGUUCAACACCCUGAAAACUUAUUUCCAGGCAGGUGGGUCACCUGAGCACGUCAUCCAGCUCCUAUCUGAGAACUACUCCGCUGUGGCACAGACGGUCAACCUGCUGGCCGAGUGGCUCAUUCAGAUGGGUGUGGAACCUGCUCAGGUACAGGAGCGAGUAGAGAACCAUCUGAAGAGCCUCCUCAUCAAACACUUCGACCCUCAGAAAGCCGACUCCAUAUUCACUGUGGAAGGAGAGACACCGGCGUGGCUGGAGCAGAUGAUCGCGCACACGACGUGGAGGGAUCUCUUCUACAAACUGGCUGAGGCUCAUCCAGACUGCCUGAUGCUCAACUUCACAGUCAAGCUGAUCUCAGACGCUGGCUAUCAGGGAGAGAUCACCAGCGUUUCCACAGCCUGUCAACAGUUGGAGGUUUUCUCCAGAGUCCUGCGCACCUCUCUGUCCACGCUGCUCGACGGGGGGGAGCAGAACCUAGAGAAGAACCUGCCUGAGUUUGCUAAGAUGGUGUGUCAUGGUGAACACACGUACCUGUUUGCUCAGGCGAUGAUGUCCAUUCUGGCUCAGGAGGAGCAGGGCGGUUCGGCUGUACGGCGAAUCGGACAGGAAGUGCAGAAAUUCGCUCUUCAGAGUGGGCACGAUGCCAGUCAGAUCACGCUGGCGCUGGGCACGGCAGCAGCGUACCCGAGAGCGUGCCAGGCUCUGGGUGCCAUGCUGUCCAAAGGAGCGUUGAACCCGGCCGACAUCACCGUCCUCUUCAAGAUGUUCAGCAGUAUGGACCCUCCACCUGUAGAGCUGAUCCGGGUUCCAGCUUUCUUAGAUCUCUUCAUGCAGUCUCUUUUUAAACCUGGAGCAAAAAUCAAUCAGGACCACAAACACAAAUACAUCCACAUUCUGGCCUACGCAGCCAGCGUGGUGGAGACCUGGAAGAAGAACAAACGUGUCAGUAUCAAUAAGGAUGAGCUGAAGUCGACGUCCAAAGCCAUUGAAACUGUUCAUAAUCUGUGCUGUAAUGAAAAUAAAGGAGCCACAGAGCUGGUAGCAGAACUCGGCACCUUGUACCAGUGCAUCAGGUUUCCGGUGGUAGCGAUGGGAGUGCUGAAGUGGGUCGACUGGACGGUGUCUGAGCCUCGUUACUUCCAGUUGCAGACUGACCACACACCCGUCCACUUGGCUUUACUAGAUGAGAUCAGUACCUGCCAUCAACUCCUCCAUCCGCAGGUUCUGCAGCUGCUUGUCAAACUCUUUGAAACAGAACAUUCACAACUUGACGUCAUGGAGCAGUUGGAGCUGAAGAAGACGUUGUUGGACCGGAUGGUUCACCUGCUGAGUCGGGGUUACGUGCUGCCAGUGGUCAGUUACAUCCGUAAAUGUCUGGAGAAACUCAACACGGACAUCUCGCUCAUCAGAUACUUCGUUACUGAGGUUCUAGAUGUGAUCGCUCCUCCGUACACCUCUGACUUUGUCCAGCUGUUUCUGCCGAUCCUGGAGAACGACAGCAUCGCUGGAACCAUCCGCACUGAAGGCGAACAUGAUCCUGUGGCCGAGUUCAUUGCUCACUGUAAAUCCAAUUUCAUCAUGAUGAACUGAGAAGGAUCAGAACCGCGAGACCGUCACGGACAUCAGCGUUCAUCAUGCGCGCGGUUUGAGCUCCUGUGUGCGAAGCUGAUCAGCAUUGACGGUGGAAGAUGAGCAGAACUGUUUUCACAGUAAAUGUUGGGACUUUAAUUGUGAAAAGCUGUUUUGGUAAAUUGUUUUCUUAAAUCAUGCAUUGUAUUUUUCAUAAUUCUUUUGUUUGUACAAUAGAUGUUUUUCAUUUAAUAAAAGUUGGUGGUGUUGAG